Messenger RNA from Ostreobium quekettii, 339 nucleotides. NCBI's taxonomy places the organism in Eukaryota, Viridiplantae, Chlorophyta, Ulvophyceae, Bryopsidales, Ostreobiaceae. The record is from the annotation of a GenBank genome assembly.
AUGGCUCCCCCGCAGUCGCCCAUGCCCGCGUCCCCGGCCUGCAACGGCCACCAGAACGGCCUGCAGAGGAGGAGCCCCUUUCCCAGGGACGCCCCCGCGCAGGUGCGGGCUCGCCAGCAGCAGGUGAAGGUGUGGAUGCCCUCCGGCAAGGUGCCCUCCAGCAGGAGCUCGUCCGCCACGCCGACGCCCCCCACCCCGCGCCGCCGCAGGGCCGCCGGGAACAGCAUAGAACUGGGGCGCUCGAAGGCGGACUCGGACACGGCGAGCGUGAAGGUGGGUGAGACUUGUUACAGAAAAGAGAGAAGGAAGCUGGCCACAUUCGAAGGGAGCCCCCACUGA